ACUCACAGUUUGCUCAGCCUAGUGGUUAUUACAGUAUCAUGUCUGGACGCGGCAAGCAGGGCGGCAAGGCUCGCGCCAAGGCCAAGACUCGGUCUUCCCGCGCUGGGCUCCAGUUCCCCGUGGGCCGAGUGCACCGCCUGCUCCGCAAGGGCAACUAUGCCGAGCGGGUCGGGGCCGGCGCGCCGGUGUACCUGGCGGCGGUGCUGGAGUACCUGACGGCCGAGAUCCUGGAGCUGGCGGGCAACGCGGCCCGCGACAACAAAAAGACGCGCAUCAUCCCGCGCCACCUGCAGCUGGCCAUCCGCAACGACGAGGAGCUCAACAAGCUACUGGGCAAAGUGACGAUCGCGCAGGGUGGCGUCCUGCCCAACAUUCAGGCGGUGCUGCUGCCCAAGAAGACCGAGAGCCACCACAAGGCAAAGGGGAAAUAAAGUCUCAGUUAUAACUAAUAACUACGUCCA
This is a messenger RNA of Trichechus manatus latirostris (Florida manatee), 461 nucleotides long. Its product is annotated as histone H2A type 1. The record is from RefSeq and is a predicted model, not a curated record. Gene Ontology annotation, biological process: heterochromatin formation. The transcript has a single exon. Gene Ontology annotation, cellular component: chromatin; nucleosome. Gene Ontology annotation, molecular function: DNA binding; structural constituent of chromatin; protein heterodimerization activity. The coding region runs from base 39 to 431 and encodes 130 amino acids. NCBI's taxonomy places the organism in Eukaryota, Metazoa, Chordata, Mammalia, Sirenia, Trichechidae.